Molecule: messenger RNA, 4254 nt
Organism: Puntigrus tetrazona (Sumatra barb)
Lineage: Eukaryota; Metazoa; Chordata; Actinopteri; Cypriniformes; Cyprinidae
Product: sushi, von Willebrand factor type A, EGF and pentraxin domain-containing protein 1-like
Exons: 18
Coding region: 349-2235 (628 amino acids)
Source: RefSeq, a predicted model, not a curated record
ACCCCAAACAUACAGCCAAAGUAAUUAAGAACUAUCUUCAGCGUACAGAAGAACAAGAAAUACCCGAAGCGACGGCAUGGAGGAUGUGAGAUUAUGUGCCUUAAAUUUGGAUGAAUGUGUCAGAGUCAGUAACGGAAGCUCCCCGCCCUCUUUCAAGUUCUACGAAACAUAACGCCCUGCUCAGACGGAAAUUUACUUCAUGAGAGUGUUAUCUCCACCCUCAUCCCUUGUUUCUGACCUUUACAUGCCCCAUUCUGAAACGAGCACCGAACAUCAAGAAACACUGAGAGCAGCGGAAGAGUAACCCGUUGGCCUCGUUUGGAGCUGUUAUUCACCGAGUUAAGCAAGAUGGGACGUAAGGUGCUGCGUCCCAGUGUUGCCCUUCUCGCUUUUCUUACGAUCUGUCAACAUGUCCGAGCGGAAUGCACGCAGCCUUCUUUUGCAUCACAAAAUGUGCAAACGGAAGAUUUUCUUUUGAGUUUCUCAGAUGGAUCCACUGUAACAUUUGGUUGCAUUCUUGGACACAAGCCACUUGACUCAAAAAGUUCUAAAACAGUUACCUGUCAGGGAACCCAGUGGACAAAUCUAGAACUCAGCUGCAUAAAAAAAUCCUGUGGGAGCCUUGCAGAUAUUACCAAUGGGAAAUAUGAAAUGAAUGGAAAUUUAUUUGGUGAUACAGCUAAAGUAGUUUGUGACAAAGGAUACGUCUUAGAGAGUCAGGGAUCAAUAAGAACAUGCAGAGCUGAUGGAUGGGAUGGCCGAGACCCUUCCUGUGAAGUGGUGAAAUGUACAGCCCCUCCAUCCAUAGAUAAUGGACGACUUAAAGAUGAGCCAUUGGAAAGUUAUGCAUAUUUAGAAACAGUCUCUUAUACAUGUAAUGGAGGACUUAAUCUUAUAGGACCAGCAUCAAUUUAUUGUUCUGAGGAUGGAACAUUUAAACCAGAUCCACCAAAAUGUUUUGAUGGGUGUCCAGUUCCUAUAAUUGCAAAUUCAAAAAGAGUCAAGGGAAAGUCACCUCCGUACAAACUGGGUAACUUUGUAGAAUACAGUUGUGAAAAUGACUAUACAAUGAAAGGAGACGGUUAUAUUGUGUGUAGAGAAAAUGGCUGGGACCCUGAAGUACCAAAGUGCAUUGCGCCUUGUACUGCACCUGUUUUAAGUGACCAACUCACAUUAACACCGCAAUCCCUCUCAAAAACUUUCCCACAUGGAUCCAAAGUGACAGUAAAGUGUAUUGAUGGAUAUAAGCCAAAUGGUACAACAUCUCAGUCAAUCACCUGUGAGGAAACCAAGUGGACAAAAGUAACCCAGACCUGCAUAGCACCUUGUACUGCACCUGUUUUAAGUGACCAACUCACAUUAACAAAGGAAUUCCUCUCAAGUAAAACUUUCCCACAUGGAUCCAAAGUGACAGUAAAGUGUAUUGAUGGAUAUAAGCCAAAUGGUACAACAUCUCAGUCAAUCACCUGUGAGGAAACCAAGUGGACAAAAGUAACCCAGACCUGCAUAGCGCCUUGUAGUUUGCCCAUUUUAAAUGAACAUGUCACUUUAGCAGAGGCUUUCCGCUCACAAAAAAAUUUCCCACAUGGAUCCAAAGUAACAGUGGAGUGUAUUCAUGGAUAUAAGGCGAAUAACACAGUAGAGCCUCAGUCAAUUACUUGUGAGGAAACCAAGUGGACAAAAUCACCCCUGACCUGCAUAGCGCCUUGUAGUUUGCCCAAUUUAAAUAAACAUGUAACUUUAGCAAAAGCUUUCAGCUCCCAAAACAUUUUCCCACAUGGAUCCAAAGUAACAGUGGAGUGUAUUCAUGGAUAUAAGGCGAAUAACACAGUAGAGCCUCAGUCAAUUACUUGUGAGGAAACCAAGUGGACAAAAUCACUCCUGACCUGCAUAGCGCCUUGUAGUUUGCCCAAUUUAAAUAAACAUGUAACUUUAGCAAAAGCUUUCAGCUCCCAAAACAUUUUCCCACAUGGAUCCAAAGUAACAGUGGAGUGUAUUCAUGGAUAUAAGGCGAAUAACACAGUAGAGCCUCAGUCAAUUACUUGUGAGGAAACCAAGUGGACAAAAUCACUCCUGACCUGCAUAGGCGAGAGCACUCCAGUUUAUGCUAUAGUGAUUGGUGUCAUCUUUGCAGUGGGUUUGUGUAUUCUCAUUGUUUGCUGCUGUUUAUGUAAACGCUCAAAACGGCAGUGUUCUCACAAGGUGCCAACUAAUAAUGCAGAUGAUGUUUUAUAACACCCUCACAUAUGUGGUCUUCAGAAAGUUGUCCUGAAUAAAAUCCCAAUGAAGAAUCCUGCAAACAUAUGUACCCUGUAUAUACACACACUUCCCAGAAUCCAGCACGAAGCAAGCUGCAGCAAAUUUCUCCAUAAUCAGACUCGUUGUUGCUUUAAAAAUGCCAGCUUCAUGCGAAAUAACUCCUUCUUUACUCCAGAAACUCAGUCUUCACAUAAGUCAGGUUGAAUUCACUUUUAUAAAGUGUAUGCUUGUGAUUUCUUGACAGUUGUUGAUGUAGAGAUCACUCAUUAAUAACAACGUUCCUCUUCUUGAGAUCAUUUAAGGCAAGAAGUGCACUGGGAGCCCCUUCCCUCACUGAUUCAGUUGAGGGCUAGAUUUAUCACGAUUAUUUAUGUAGAAAGAACAUUUAAGAGAUGGAUGUCUGAAUUUUGUAAUUGCAUAAUAUUUGUGAAUCCACGUUUUUUUUUUCCACGAGGUUUUUUGGUUUUGCCUGUUACUUUGCAUUUGUUCCAGUAAAUGUAGUACAGAAAGUGAUUGGCGGUGCAGAUUUUAAAGGAAAGUUCUGUUUAUUUCUGCUGAAGUGCAUAAAGUGCCUUUUUGGUUUUUAAGUGUUUGUCUGAGGUUUUGUAUAGGUUCUAAUUGCAUUAGAAAUGUUUUGCGGUCUCGAUUUUUACGUUAAUAAAGAAAAACUUUAGUAUGAUAAGUCAUUUACUUUUGUCUGCUUUAAGACCAAAUACAUACAGAGGCCUAAUUGCCUUUUGUUACUGCUUAUUUAUUUUUUCCCCUAUUUGGAAAAGUUUGCUCUAAAAUAUUGGAAAGUAUUAAUAUCUUAAUAUUUGACCAUUUUUUUUUUAAUUGGUCAUAGUAAUUUUUCCCCAGAAGUGUUUUCUUUUGUGUGUGUGUGUGUACACGUGUACUGAUUGGCUGUCUUGGUUAUUUAACUUUUGUUAGCUUUAAACUUUUCAGCAUUCUCAAAGAUGUAUCAUAUUCUAUUGUUGUGGUGUUUGAAAUGGUUUUGAACCACUACAUUUGUGCCAUGCUAAUUUAAUGCACUGGCAUAACUUGAUUUCCAGAAUAAGCACUGUCGCAAAGUUGAUCAAAUAUAAAUCAACCUUUAUGAUUCUGUCUUUCAUUGAGAUGUCUGUGUGCCUGAAAGGACUCAAAAUAAAAGCUAUCAAAACAGAACAGUUGGGUUCAUAACUGACAUUUGUCCAUUUUAUUUUAGUUCUUGGAUAUUUGCAGACCUGAGCACUGAUUCUGUUUGACACACAGUGUUAUUGUGGAAUUAGGUUUUGCUCUAUCACUAGAUGCAUUUCAUAUUCAACCAGUACAGCUGCUUUCUGUAUCACAAGGUUUCCAAUAAACCACGUUCAGUUCACCGCGUUACAUUUCCUCUAUUACAUAACAAGGAACAAUCAGUUUAGUUGUUCAAUUAUUUCAAUAGAAAAAAACUGUUCAUGACUAUUUCAUUUACAAAGCAUGUCAAACAAAAACAUGAAUCCUACUGCACAUGGUAUAUUUUGAACAGACAAUAUCGCACCAAUGAGUUUUUUUAACAUAUAUACAGCGACUUCAAUUAACAAUUGUACAGACAACAGCAAAAUUAUGGCAAGUUUUACUGUAAUUACAGAUUUGUUAAACCAUUCAUUCUUUGGGGCAUCACAAAUGAAAUCAAACAUUUUAACCAUUGAAGACAUGUGAACGUACUUUUGGCACUUUUAUUAGUCUAAUAACCAAAAACUUUAAUGACUUAAUUUAGAAUUUUUCAUUCUCCAUGCAGUGACUGGUCCAUAGGCACUUAAAUUGUACAUUUGGCAUAAUUAAAUAUUGGCAACCUUUAAACUUACAACUACACAAACAUGUACAAAUCCAGUAAAAUAUGAGAAGCAAACCACCAGAUUUAUAAGGAGAAGAUAAAUAACAGUAGUCCAAACAGGAUGUUCCAAUGCAAAACAUGUCAAAAAAUAUUCCAUUCAUAGAGAAAUAUGCAUGUGUACUGAAAUGCAUAGGUUCAAC